Molecule: messenger RNA, 1413 nt
Organism: Maudiozyma saulgeensis
Lineage: Eukaryota; Fungi; Ascomycota; Saccharomycetes; Saccharomycetales; Saccharomycetaceae
Source: the annotation of a GenBank genome assembly
AUGACUACAGUACCGACCGGCGACCCUCAGGAUGCCAUUACAACAAUUAAAAAUGAUGGAGAUAUUGUUGUAUCAGAUAAUAAACUUCCAACGAAUAUGACUGAUGCUGGUCCUGAUACCUUUCGUGGUAAAGUGAAAAAAAUGGCUAACGAUGCUAUGGCUAAUAAUCCAUAUUUUGCCGCAGGUGGUGGGCUGAUGCUGCUUGGUUCUGGUUUGGCCAUCGCACGAUCAGGUUUUCUCAAAUUAAGUAGAGUACUUUAUACACAAAUGAUUGUUGAUUUAGAGAUUCAAUCGAAGGAUAAAUCGUAUGCAUGGUUCCUGACAUGGAUGGGAAGAUACCCUAAACGAAUCUCCAAACAUCUCUCUGUAAAUACAAACUAUAUCCAGCACGAUAAUGGUGCAAUUACUACUAAAUUUUCUUUAGUUCCAGGUCCUGGAAAUCAUUGGAUCAGAUAUAAAGGUGCAUUCAUAUUGAUUAAAAGAGAAAGGUCAGGUAGAAUGAUAGAUAUUGUAAAUAGUUCACCAUAUGAGACUGUAACCCUAACUACCUUAUAUAGAGAUAGACAUCUUUUCGAUGAUAUCUUAAACGAGGCUAAAAAUAUUGCAUUAAAAACAAACGAAGGUAAAACAGUCAUAUAUACAUCAUUUGGACCUGAGUGGAGAAAAUUCGGUCAACCAAAGGCUAAGAGAGCUUUACAAUCUGUUGUUCUAGAUGAAGGUAUCAAAGAAAAAAUUGUUAGUGAUGUGAAUGAAUUUAUGCAUAAUGGUAAAUGGUAUUCUGAUAGAGGUAUUCCAUAUAGAAGAGGUUAUUUAUUAUAUGGUCCACCAGGAUCAGGUAAGACUAGUUUUAUUCAAGCAUUAGCAGGGGAGUUAAAUUAUAAUAUUUGUAUCUUAAACCUAUCUGAAAACAAUUUAACUGAUGAUAGAUUGAAUCACCUAAUGAAUAACAUGCCAGAAAGAAGUAUAUUACUAUUAGAAGAUAUCGACGCUGCAUUCAAUAAGAGAAAUCAAACUGAUGAAAAUGGCUUCCAUUCCAAUGUUACAUUUAGUGGGUUAUUGAAUGCGUUAGAUGGUGUAACUUCUUCUGAAGAAACUAUUACAUUUAUGACAACAAACCAUCCAGAGAAACUAGAUGCUGCAAUAAUGCGUCCAGGUAGAAUUGAUUUUAAGGUCUAUGUAGGCAAUGCUUCAUUAUUCCAAGUUAGACAUAUGUUCUUAAAAUUCUAUCCUGGUGAGCAUGAACUCUGUGAGCAAUUCCUGUCCAGAUUUGAAAAACUCAAGAUAUCGGUAAGUACUGCUCAAUUGCAAGGAUUAUUUAUUAUAAAUAAGGAUAAGCCUAUAGAUGCUGUUGAAAUGAUAAAUACAUUAUCUGCCUCAAGUACAAUAACUCAACCCCAUCAACACAUCCUGUAA